Momordica charantia (bitter melon) is the source of this 1683-nucleotide messenger RNA. Its product is annotated as pyruvate dehydrogenase E1 alpha. Gene Ontology annotation, biological process: pyruvate decarboxylation to acetyl-CoA. Gene Ontology annotation, cellular component: intracellular membrane-bounded organelle. The record is from RefSeq and is a predicted model, not a curated record. Gene Ontology annotation, molecular function: pyruvate dehydrogenase (acetyl-transferring) activity. NCBI's taxonomy places the organism in Eukaryota, Viridiplantae, Streptophyta, Magnoliopsida, Cucurbitales, Cucurbitaceae.
CGUCGUCCAUUUUGUGUUUGUAGGGAAAACGAAGAUCAGAGAGUCGUAAGAGAAGGCGGCGAUUUCAAAGCUUCCUCUCUUCGUUUCCUCCGCCCCCUUUCUUUUAUAUCUUCUCUUUCUCCCAUUUUCCCAUCCCAUUUUCCAUUUUCCACAAUGUCCUCCGCCACCGCCAAAAUCCUUCACCCGCUCCCUCUCAGAUCCAAUGACAAACCCCUCUUCUUCGAUCCCUUCAGAUCCUCCUCCAGAUUUCUCGGAUCUACGCUCUCCUUUCGCUUCCCCUCUCUCUCCUCCGCCACUCCCCGCUCUCGAUCCUCCGCCGUCGUCGCCGUCUCCGACGUCGUGAAGCACAAGAAGCCCAAACCCACUUCCAAUCUGCUGAUCACAAAAGAAGAGGGAUUGGUACUCUACGAGGACAUGAUUUUAGGCAGAGUUUUCGAGGAUAUGUGCGCACAGAUGUAUUACAGAGGCAAAAUGUUUGGUUUUGUGCACCUUUACAAUGGGCAAGAAGCUGUUUCCACUGGGUUCAUCAAGCUUCUCACAAAGAAUGAUACUGUUGUGAGCACUUAUCGUGAUCACGUUCAUGCUCUCAGCAAGGGAGUUCCAGCCCGUGAGGUCAUGAGUGAGCUCUUUGGAAAGACCACGGGGUGCUGCCGUGGCCAAGGCGGCUCGAUGCAUAUGUUCUCGAAAGAACAUAAUCUGAUCGGUGGCUUCGCCUUCAUAGGCGAAGGCAUACCAGUGGCCACUGGUGCAGCAUUCACGUCUAAGUACAAAAGAGAGGUUCUGAAAGAGGCAGACUGUGAAGAUGUCACAGUAGCGUUUUUCGGAGAUGGGACUUGCAACAAUGGCCAGUUCUUUGAGUGUUUAAACAUGGCUGCACUAUGGAAACUGCCCAUUAUAUUUGUUGUGGAGAACAAUCUUUGGGCUAUUGGAAUGUCGCAUUUGAGGGCGACUUCAGAUCCUGAGAUUUGGAAGAAGGGUCCUGCAUUUGGAAUGCCCGGCGUUCAUGUUGAUGGUAUGGAUGUUUUGAAGGUGAGGGAGGUCGCGAAGGAGGCAGUCGGAAGAGCCCAGAGAGGAGAAGGACCGACUCUCGUGGAAUGUGAAACCUAUAGGUUUAGAGGACACUCCCUGGCUGAUCCAGAUGAACUUCGUGACCCUGCGGAGAAAGCACGUUAUGCAGCUCGAGACCCGAUUGCAGCUUUGAAGAAGUACUUGCUGGAGAACAAUCUAGCCAGUGAGCAGGAGCUGAAGGGCAUAGAGAAGAAGAUAGAUGAGGAGGUUGAAGAAGCAGUUGAUUUUGCAGAUGAAAGCCCCCUCCCAGGUAGAAGCCAGUUAUUAGAGAAUGUUUUUGCAGAUCCAAAGGGUUUUGGAAUUGGGCCAGAUGGAAGGUACAGAUGUGAGGAUCCCAAGUUCACAGAAGGCACUGCACAUGUUUAAUCUUCUCAACUUUGUUGUCUUAUCAUAUCAUCCAUCAAAUGUCUUACUCUAUUCACUUUUAGUUUCUUUUUUUCUUCACUAUGUUUCUGUUGGGUUAUUACUGAUUAUUUGUAAUUGAAUGUAUUAGUGUUUCCCAAUUUUGAUUUAGUGUAUGCUUUACCAAACUUUCCUCCACUAAUCUAGUUAUGUGUCAGAAGGUAGCAUUGAUAUAGCAUAAAUAUAUAAUGCUUUACCUAUUUUGUUUUAAUA